This is a messenger RNA of Scaptodrosophila lebanonensis, 894 nucleotides long. RefSeq names its product SAGA-associated factor 73. The coding region runs from base 1 to 894 and encodes 297 amino acids. The record is from RefSeq and is a predicted model, not a curated record. The transcript has 3 exons. Lineage: Eukaryota; Metazoa; Arthropoda; Insecta; Diptera; Drosophilidae.
AUGUCCGGGCUGAGCGUUUUGUUCAUCCUGAGCUGCAUGCUCGCCUUGGCACUGGCCGAGCCGCGGAUCCAGCAGCAACAGCGCUCUGCUCUGGGUGGGCAACGCGUGGGCCUUUCUGCGUCCCAGCAUCCCUAUUUUUUCCUUGGCCUACCGCGUGGCCGUGCCAAUGCCGGCGCCGUCGUGCAGGGAUUUGAGAUUGUGGAACAAAAUGAUGACGAUGAUGACUUCCUGAAUGAAGAUGACGACGAUGAUUCUGAUGAUGACGAGGAGGAGUCCACCCAAAAAGAUGAUGAUGGAGAGGACAGCAGCGACGGCGAUGGCAGCCUUGAUGAUAUUCCUGUCCUGCCCAAGUCCAGACGACCCCAGCCCGUGAACGGUGAACGUCUCACGCGUACCGCCACCAAUCAGGCCGACACUGCUGCCGGCGUACAGCAGCUCCAACAAGUAGUGAAGGCUGCAAAGCCCACUCACAUGAUGGUUGCGCGCGAUCAGGCCGGCGCUAUAAUGGUGCCAGAUGGCAUUAUCGAGAUCGAGGGCCAGAGUGUGGUAGACGAAAAGACGGGUAAGUCGGCGCUCCUGGUGCCACGCGCUGCUUUAGACGCCAUUCCUGAUGGCAGUGUUGUAGCGCUCAUGGAGCGCGCCACAGCACGUGCAGUCGGCGAGGGUGAGGAGGAAGAGCGAGCCAAUCGGGUGAUCGUGCGCCGCAGACGCACAGGUGGUCGGCGCAAAGUACGUCGCCGUCGCACUGGAGGCAUCAGACGCCGCCCCGGCGGUGGCAAGCGUCGCCGUCGUGGUAACAAGCGCCGCAACGUUCGCGUUAUUCGUCCCACACGUCGUCGUGGCAAUGGGAGACGCCGCCGCACCGGCGGAGUAAGGCCCAUUGUUGUGGGCUAA